Molecule: messenger RNA, 1208 nt
Organism: Moneuplotes crassus
Lineage: Eukaryota; Ciliophora; Spirotrichea; Euplotida; Euplotidae
Source: the annotation of a GenBank genome assembly
GUUGAAACCAAAUUAGGAAUAUUUGAAAUGUCUGUCCCUUGAUUUCACAUCAAAUGAGAGAACUUAUCUGUGAUGUACUGAUGUGACCACAAAGCUCCUUUAUGAAUGAACUGCAAGCAAGACCAGCAUUACAAGUGUAAUCAUGAGCAUAUGAUUCCAGCAGAAGUAUUGGAGGUCCAGAUCAACAAGAUCAUCGAUUUGAUGGCUACCACAAAAAAGUUAUUUUAUAAUUUCUCAUUUGAGGAUGAUUAUGCUGAGGCUGCAAUAAAAAUAAAAAACAUUACAAUCAGCAUCAAUGAAAUUGAAGCCAGAGUGAACAAAGCUAUAAUGGAUAAAGACUUUCUAUCAUUCCCUAAGCAUCAACAGGAUAUUAUUGACCUCAGACAGAGAAUUGAUGAUGAUGAAAACAUUAAGCUAGCAAUGAGUCAGAUUUUCCAACAGUUAGUAAAAAAGAAAAAGAUAGAUAAAGGUUUCAACCUAACUAGGAAGAUCGAAGCAGAAAAAGCAAAUCAAACAGAUGAAAGUGAUACUAAACCCGACAUUGAAGAAACUAAAAAUGAAGUUACUGUUGAUAUAAUCGAUCCUGAUUCUACUUCUGAAUUAGAAAAUUUACGAAAAAAACAUUUUCAGACCAAAGGAGUGAUACAUUGAGAUUCAGACAUAACACUUGAUUUUCAAAACGAGAAAUGAAUUGACUUCAUUCAUGAUUCAAUUAAAAAUAAUGUGAAAAUGAUAGAGGUUGAUCAGUUUAGAUUCACUAAUCUUCCCUCAAAAAGUGAGCUCCUUAGUUCAUAUCUUGACAAAUGAAUUCCUAAAAGAUUAUGUAACUCUGUUGAAUUGAAUUGUCAUGAAGACUCUAGUUCAGUGGAAAUUAUUGAGUACAAGAGUUCGCUUGAGAAAUUGAUGAUAUCAGAAAUACCCGAGUUGACCAUUCACAAGUUUAUCCUUUCUAAAGAUGACCUGUAUUGGCUUUCUGACUUAUGCUCAGAUGACCAGACUAUACGCAUUCUACAUUGCUUUGUUCAAACGGACACUCAAAAGGAUCCCAUCUCACCUCAAAAGACAGCUCCUCAACUAAGAGUUAUAACCCUAGAUAUCAAAAACGAUUCAAAAUUUGAGGAUGUCGCUAACAUCUUAAUCACUGGUCUCCCUACCUAACCACACCACUCUCCUACCCCAUUUAAUUAAAUCCUAAACCCUAUAACUUC